CGUGACCAUCUCUGUCCGUCUGCGCAGUAUCGCUGUAAGGGGAGCUCGGGUGUUUACGUGGGGUGUUGGACAUGGUGAAAUAAGGCGAAGAGCAGGAAGUGUUGCUGGUUUCAUCUGAGAGGUUUUAAUAACAUUUUGGAGUGAGAGAGACGGCGUGUACUUCCUGGGAGAGACACUAGACGCUGACAGAGUGCUGAAGCAAAGGACUGGCAUUAUAAUUGCCAUUGUUAACGUUUCAGAAAUAUUGUGGUGGAACUUUGACAAGGAGGCCACUGAUGAAAGCCACAUAUUAGGUCAGGUAACCCAAAAGCAUUGCCAAAUAAGCAGGUUUUGAGGAAGAUCCUAAUGGAGGAAAGUAGACCUGAGAGGUUUUGGGUGAAAAUUCCAGACUGUGUUGCCGUGGCAACUGCAGAAACAGCCACCAAUGCUGAAGGAAGGAAUAAAUACAUUGUUGGAGACUGAAACUAAAUGAGUUGCUGAGGCCUUGAAGAAUGUGCGGGGAGGCAGGGAUGAUCACAGCCAGGAAUUAAGUCAAGGGCUUUUUUUCAAUUAGAAAAGUCACAAGGAAACAACGUCCAGAUCUGACGGUCACUCUGUUUCUCACAAGCUGAUUAUCACAGGGGUUUGAACAUGGAAGGAAAAAGCGCUGUUCACACUUUGGAGGACCUCUGUGUGUGAAAGAGUCUUCAAACAUUUACUUGAAAUGUCCGAAUGCCAGCGCAAUCACGCUGGAGAGAGACUGUGGAAAUGUGGGGAUUGUGGAAAGGGAUUUCGUUACCCAUCCCAGCUGGAAACUCACCAACGCAGUCACACUGGGGAGAGACCGUUCGUCUGCGCUGUCUGUGGGAAAGGAUUCACUCGGUCAUCCCAUCUUCUAAUACACCAGCGAGUUCACACUGGGGAGAAACCAUUCAUCUGCUCUGUAUGUGAAAAAAGCUUUGCUGCUUCAUCCUACCUGCUGGAACAUCAGCGAGUUCACACUGGAGAGAAACCAUUCACCUGCACUGUAUGUGAGAAAGGAUUCACUCAGUCAUCCAGCCUGUUGAGACACCAGCGAGUUCACACUGGAGAGAAACCAUUCAUCUGCUCAGAAUGUGGUAAGGGAUUCAGUCAGUCAUACAACCUGCUAACACACCAACGAUUUCACUCUGGGGAGAAACCAUUCAUCUGCUUAGAGUGUGGGAAGGGAUUCACAGAGUCAACAUACCUACUGAUACAUCAUCAAAUUCAUACUGGAGAAAGACCAUUCAGUUGCUUGGAGUGUGGGAAGGGAUUCACUAGGUCAUCCCACUUGCAGAGACACCAGCGAGUACACACUGGAGAGAAACCAUUCAUUUGCUCUGUGUGUGGGAAGGGAUUCACUCUGUCAUCCAUCCUGCUAACUCACCAGCAAAUUCACAAAGAAUCUUAGCUGAGCGAUUUUACUCUUACACCAAAUCCUGAUGCCUACUUGUUGGCUCUUUGGACUAAUGUUAUUAAACCUGGCUGUUUUAAAGGUACUAAUAUUGUACUAAAAUGUUAAUACAAUUGUUUGUCUUUAGGAUGAGGUUUUGGAAAUGAUUUCAAGUCGCUGUGCAUGCACACGUUCGCACUGGGUUUGAAUCUCAUUAGUCAAGACAGUCGUUAGCAAUGUGCCUGCUCUUGUAGCGUGGUUGAGCAAUUUUAGAUGAUGGCUUUAUGUUUCAGUCCAUAUCGAGUUGUGGGUUCAAAUUCUACCAAUCCUGAAACCACAGGCAAUGUACCCCAACAGGACAUUUCCAAGGCUAAACACCCUGAGAUGAGUAGUGACUUUUUUUUUUAAUCAGAAGUACAAGGAGAGGUUAGAACAAGAUUUUGUGAAAUAAUUUUAAGCUGAGUGCAGAGAUGUUGUGUGUCACAUUUGUUAAAUAUUAACUGAAUGCAGCAUCUUGCAAUCAUUCAGCAUUUUUAUUCUUGGCACUGAAACCUACACACUUGUGCUGAUUGUUAUCAAUGGGGCAAUGAGCCACAUUUCAGACAGAAAAACAAACUCACUUCAUAUUGAGUGAGACAGGGACAGUCAACAAGAUUUAAUCUUGCAGUCUCCAAUCCCCAUUUCCAGCAGAAAGUGGUGACUGCAGCUUCAAUCAGUGGCUCACUGCGAAUCCCUGGAACGCAAGAUCCUCCAACCUGAUCCAAACUGCCAAUACACUGAGCACGGGCUCAGGACAAAUAUCCUGCUCACUAAACCUCCAUGCGCUACUGACACAAUUCCCGAGUGGAAUGAAACUUUCUCUUGCCUUUAAUUGGGAAACCUCAGCUGAUAUGACUUGCGAAAUCCUGCUCCAAAUGAACAGUUCUUCUGAUGUGAAAAAGGAGAAAAUUAUUUUAAAUUUGACAACAGCUGCAGCAGAUUCUACUUAUCCUUAAUACCUGUUUAAUCAAAUCUGAAAAUCUAGUUCUUUAAAAUGAGGAAUGACCAAACUUGCCGAAACAGUGAAUAAAGACUUCUGAAAAUGUUGAGUGUGA
Chiloscyllium plagiosum (whitespotted bambooshark) is the source of this 2487-nucleotide messenger RNA. The record is from RefSeq and is a predicted model, not a curated record. NCBI's taxonomy places the organism in Eukaryota, Metazoa, Chordata, Chondrichthyes, Orectolobiformes, Hemiscylliidae.